AUUUCACUGCCUCCUGGACUAUAUAUUAUAAAAUGACAUUAUUUUAAAUUUGUUUAAAUUCUCAGAAAUCUCAGGGGUUUUCGGAAAUAUAACAACCCUAGUUUACUAUCAUCUGAUUGCAGAUUACUUCUAAUCUGGGAUGAGUUGUUCGACAUUUCUGAACGCCAAUCAUUUAUAUAAGGUAUUUCGAACCUAAACUAACUUUUAUAGUAUGAAAUGCUUCCAAAAAGUGACGAAAACAUAUGAUAAACCAACCUAAAAUACCAAUCAGCUGCUAAAUAACGAUAAAAACAAAAUCAAAACACCGGGAUUCACUUAAAAAUCCCGGUACAAGUGCGUCAUAUUGAUGACGUCAUCAAAACUACCGGUAAAAAAUGUGUUACCGGUACCGGGAUUCUAGACACAGCGUAGAAUAAAUACCAAUGAAAGUCAGGAAUUGCUAACAAUGCAUAAAGCAAAAGCCCGCGGAAUCAAAACCUGUGGUGCAAAAAGCCUACGUCAAGGCGAAAAACGACAUGCUGCUUACGUCACCACUGGUGAUUUGGCGUGGUGGCCGGUGGGGGGCUUCAGAUUUGUUUUACAUUCUACACAAACUUUAUGAGCAUAGGCUAUCCUGUAGCAGUAGUGUGUAUUAUCCUUGGGUUAAAACCAACUCGGAGGUGAAUCGCUAUUCAAAAACCGUCUCUCACUCUCAAAAGUAGUGCGAGGCCGCUCACAUUAGCCGCUUUCCAGCUGUGUGCUUCAAGCACGGUGCAGCACAGUGUUCUGUGUUUGAAACGCAAAGGUUAGCAGCUCUCGAAGCGCAGUACGGCUGGAACACGAACACGCGCUUGAAGCAUUUGCGCGCGCAAAAGCUCGAUUGCGUGCUCAAACCGUGCGUUCGUUAUUUUGGUCCGAGUUCUCCGAGCUUGACGUUACCGUUCGUUUAUUUAAAAAGUGUACUCGGUGCAGCCUCAUUCGCGUUCUUUAUUAAAAUUUCUGGCACUUUUAUUCAGCGUUCAACUGCUCUGUUCGCUCACUGGUCACGUGAUUACGGCUCCGCUCAGCAUGCUCUGCUCUUUGAGCAAAAUACCGAACGCAAGGAAAAGCGUCAGCUGGAAAGCGGCUAUUGUCAUUGCGGCAGCCUCGCGAAGUCCGUACGCGGCUUUACGUUGACAGUGACAGAGUGCUGACGUCUGUGGCUGACUUUACUUUGACAUUUCUGUCUGGCUCUGGCAGUACAGUGGCAGUGACAACUUUUCGAACUUCGCGAGAAGUGUUUUGGGAUGGGAUUAUUGGAAAAAAGCAAAAGUAUAGUAGUAUGACUGAUGCCUGAUUAGUGAAGACUCCAAAAUUUUAGCUUAAAGCUGAUAAUAUCCAAAAUUAAUUAUUAGCUGUUUCAUUGGUAUAAAAUUAAAAUUAUGUCAUCUAAAGUGCGGAGUAGAAGUGAAAAACAUAAGAGUUCAAGAAGUAAAAGUAAACCGUCCAGUGCCAGUGAACAAUCUCUUGAUGAAUGUGCUGAAUUGAAUUUGCAAAAUAUUCAAUUGGAUGACGAUAUCAGAAAAAGCCUCGAAGAUUUUCCCGAAGUUUUGUCGUUCAUUGAAAAGCUGCAAAGAAUUAUUCAGAAGCAAGUUAAGAAAAUCAUCAAGUGGAAGAGAAAAGCUAAGCAAAUCCUAGAGAAUACUGGCAAAAAUGUCUCGACUCAAACCCACUUUGAUGAAAACAUACAAGAAUCUCUAAAUGAAAUAGAAUCAAUAGAAAUUAAAGGGGAAAAAAGUUUUGCUGAUGAUAUAAGGGAAGCUGCUGAACAAGCAACUCAAUCUACAGGAUUUGUUUAUGAAGAAACUUCAGGUUUAUAUUAUGAUUAUAAUUCAGGUUAUUAUUAUAAUGCAGAAUAUGGACUUUAUUAUGAUGGCACUUCGGGCACAUAUUUAAAAUACAACGCAGAAACCCAAAAUUAUGACUUCCAUUCUCAAGUAGACACAACUGAAAUCAAUCUCAGUCAACCAAUGGACAAGGAGCAAAAACCCAAACGCAAAAGCAAAAACAAACAGAAAUCAAAAGAAUCCAAGAGGAGGCGGCCUGCACUGUCCAUGGACGACUUAGAGGAUGGCGAAUGCUCAAACGAUUCAGCUUCAAGCAAUGCGGAUAGUGUUAUUUCUGAAUCAAGUGAUUUAAGCAAACAAUGGCCUCCUUGUAUGAGAGUGAUAGUGGAAUCGACAGAAAUACCAAAAAUAAAAUCUGGCUCCUUAUUUAUAAUUACUUGCGAUGGAGGUACUAUAGGAAGAGAAGGCGAUCAUUCAAUAUGUUUGCCGGACAUAAAUGUCAGCAAACACCACUUGAAAAUAAGCUAUGACUCUGAAAAAUACUUAUUAGUAGAUCUGGGUUCAAGAAAUGGUACUUUACUCAACGGCCAAAGAAUGUCUAGUUCAAAACAAGAAAGUGAACCAACACAAAUAUUACACGGCAGCAGAAUUCAGUUAGGUUCCACUAUACUUUUAUGUCACAUUCAUGAAGGAACUCAAACUUGCGGUCAUUGCGAACCAGGAUUGUUACUGGGAGAAGAAAAAUAUCCAUUACAUGGAGCUAUUAAAAAAACCUCCAACGAACAAUUUAAAAGUGAAUUGAAGCGUUUGAGGAAGCUCCACGGACUGUUAGGAUCUGAAGCUAGUUGCAAAUUAGGGGAUGGUUAUACAGAUAGAGCCCAAAAGAGACGUGAAGAAUUUGGAAGUCAGAAUCCCUAUGAGAAAACUGAAGCUGCAUCUGUUGAAGCGUCUAUUCCAUCUCAAAAUAAAGGAUUUAAAUUAUUAGCUAAAAUGGGUUGGAAAGAAGGCGAGUCAUUAGGGAAAGAAGGAACAGGCGUUAAAGAACCAAUUAAUGUUGUGUCAAAUCUUGGUACUACAGGAAUAGGAGCUGUAUCACAAGUUAGAAUUGCUGAAAUGCCAAAGAAAAAUAUUUGGAAGAAGACACAGGAACGUUUCGAAAAAUUACCUGAAACAACUGCAAUAAUUGAUGAUGCUGAUUCCGAUUAGAUUAGAAUUUGGCAUUUUAUUGUAUGUAAUCAGGCCAAUUAUUGUUGCAUUUAUUGAUUUAAGUAUUUUAUCGCAUGCAGUUUCAUUGAUAUAUUAAAUAGUUAAGUAUUUA
Messenger RNA from Ceutorhynchus assimilis (cabbage seed weevil), 3123 nucleotides. The record is from the annotation of a GenBank genome assembly. NCBI's taxonomy places the organism in Eukaryota, Metazoa, Arthropoda, Insecta, Coleoptera, Curculionidae.